Gracilinanus agilis (Agile Gracile Mouse Opossum) is the source of this 967-nucleotide messenger RNA. RefSeq names its product small muscle protein X-linked (gene SMPX). NCBI's taxonomy places the organism in Eukaryota, Metazoa, Chordata, Mammalia, Didelphimorphia, Didelphidae. The transcript has 5 exons. The record is from RefSeq and is a predicted model, not a curated record. Gene Ontology annotation, cellular component: M band; costamere; muscle tendon junction. Bases 243 to 500 code for a protein of 85 amino acids.
CUUUACAUCCAAACGGAGUUCUCCUCCAGCCCGGAGUGGCUCUCAGUGCCGGCUGGGACACAAAGCUUUUGAGUUAUUUCAGCCACACCAAGAGAACCAGAAAGAGGCUCCCCGCUUACUGAAGACACCGGCUCCUUCCUAACCUCCUGGAAGCUUUGUGCUCGCUCACCUGACUGCUCGGAUUUUUUUUUUCCUCUUAAGCACUAAAUAAAUAAAUAAAGCAGGGAUAAGACUUCCUGAAUAUGUCGAAACAGCCAGCUUCCAACGUCAGGGCCAUUCAGGCGAACAUCAACAUCCCAAUGGGAGCCUUUCGACCAGGAGCGGGACAACCUCCCAAAAGAAAAGAAUUUACUCCUGAAACAGAUGAGAGCCUUCCUCCUACUACAGAAGAGAAGAAGGUACCUCCAGGAGCAAAGAAACUGCCGGGACCUGCAGUUAACCUAUCAGAGAUCCAGAAUGUAAAAAGUGAACUGAAAUAUGUCCCCAAAGCUGAGCAGUAGUCAAAAAGUGAAAGGGUCUGACUUGAAGAUCCAAGGAGAAAAAGAAUGGAUUCCAUUGAAUGUAGAUCACUAAGAUAUUUUAUAUAUUUGUAUGAAGAUUAUUGGCUUCCUGAAUACCAGAGACUCCAGAAGAAACAUUCUAUUUAUACAUUUAUAUCUUUUCUUUCUUGUUGGCUGUCAUUUUUAAUUUAAAAUAUGUUUAUGGCACCUGCAAAACAAAGUAUCUAGGCAAGACUUGUUUGGGGGUGAGGGUGAGGGUGUUUUAAAAUGAAUUAUAAUCUAAUGAACAGAAACACAAUGUUAAAUUACAUUCAUUUUCAUUGGAAGUCAUAUCAACCAUUUCCAUGAUAUUUUAUCAAUAUUUAAAAGGAACAAAAUGAAUAUUAGUUCUUCUACUUGUAACUUUUUAUGAGCUAAAGUAAAUGUCAAAUAAAUGUAGAAAGUGAAUAAAGACCCAGUUAAUUUGG